AAAGUUCUGAUGAGUUCAGCCGAACCUUCUCCGUCACUCCACCUCGCUCCGCCCCUCUCCUCCCGGUGGCUCCGCCGCGAUAAGGCCCACCGGCCCCCAGCUGGACUCCUUCCCACCGCCACACCGGCAGAGAGGGAGGAGGACGCACGCAGAACCAAACCCGCGGAGAACCGGACCGGACCGACCUGGAGGGCGCAGGGAGGACGCACCAUGUCCUUGAGCCCAAAGCACUCCACCCCCUUCUCAGUCACAGACAUCCUGAGCCCGAUGGAGGACACUUACCGCCGGUUCGGAGGCAUGGAGCCCGCAGCGGGCAGCCUGGGAGCCCAGCUGGGAGCCUACCGGAACCAGAACCAGCAGCAGCAGCCUCACCUGCACCAUCACCACCACCACCACCUGGCCUCACCCUCCUCUUCCUCAGCAGCCCUGGGCCCCGGAGGGCCCUACCAUGUCCCCCACGGAGUGCCGCAGUUCCCGGGGGCCGUGGGAGGCUUCUGCGGCGGCGGGGAGCUGCAGUCCUACCAGGAGCCGGUGCGCAGCGGAGGCCCCGCAGCCUGGUACAGCAGCCCGGAGCCCCGGUACCAGAGCAUCUCCAGGCUGAUGGGCGCUCCCGGCGCCGUCAACAUCCCCGGCAUGGUGGGGGGUCUGGCCGGGAUGGAGCCCAGCGCCAAGGCCGUGGUGGCGCUCCACGCCGCGCCGCGCAGGAAGCGCCGGGUCCUCUUCUCCCAGGCGCAGGUGUUCGAGCUGGAGCGACGCUUCAAGCAGCAGAAGUACCUGUCCGCCCCGGAGAGGGAGCACCUGGCCGGCCUCAUCCACCUCACCCCGAACCAGGUCAAGAUCUGGUUCCAGAACCACCGCUACAAGCUGAAGCGGCAGGCGAAGGACAAAGCCACCCAGCAGCAGCAGCAGGAGGCCGGCGCGCCGUGCCAGGCCUCCCGCCGCUCCUCCGCCGGCUCCCCGCUCUUCCCCAAGACCGACAAAAGCUGCCGGGACGAACCCAACCAGGCCGGGAGCCAACAGAGCGGUUCGGCUGAGCUGGUGCCGGUGAGCGAGCGGAACCAGCACCAGAACCAGAACCAGCUGUCCUCCACCGAGGAGCUGGAGGACCUGUCUCCGAGCCCGCCGCUCGGCCUGCAGGCGCACUUCAACAUGACGCAGACGGACGCGGCGCUCAUCGAGUACACCAACAGCAUGCUGGGCUCCAACCUUCUGUACGGGAGAACUUGGUAGAACCUGGCAGAACCGGAACAAGUGGAGCAGAACCAGACAAACUGGAGAACAUUCCGAGGACUGCGGGAGGGAAAUGAUCCAGCGCCUUUUUCUCCGCGCGUAAAAACUCUUUCUUUACGCACAGACUCGGACUUUCGGCGGGUUGGAAGAUAAAUUAAUCCGGACCGAAACCCGAAUUUUCUCCUGGAUUUUAGGUUCGGUUAAUCAGGAGCAGCACGGCGCUUCCUUCUGACCCAGAACUGAUCCCGGGCCAGCAGCGAAGCUUCAGACGCGGUUCUGGACAGUUCUUUUCCCCGGAAACCACCGGGUCCAAUUGGUUCCGGUACCUCUGAGCUGGUUUUCAUUUUGGGAAUUUAAGGAGUUUCCAUUUCACGUUUUUCUUUCAAGCAGCAAUUUUCCCCCCUUUUUAAAUUGACAGAAAAGCUGAAUUUGUUCAGUAAAACACUGAAUCUAUUUAAAAUAAUUUCCUUAAAUGUAAAUUAAAUUUGAUCUAAUUUGUAAAAAAUAAUUCUGAGACAAAAUUAGUUGCAGCAACAUGUUUAAUUUCUUUUUCUUUUAUUGGAGACGUUUGUCUCUCAAACAUCUUUUAUUCACCUGGAAAACAAAUGAAACCCACUUUACGAAAUAAAGAAAAUAAAAACAG
Molecule: messenger RNA, 1873 nt
Organism: Fundulus heteroclitus (mummichog)
Lineage: Eukaryota; Metazoa; Chordata; Actinopteri; Cyprinodontiformes; Fundulidae
Gene: nkx2.4b
Product: NK2 homeobox 4b
Exons: 2
Coding region: 10-1230 (406 amino acids)
Biological process (GO): cell differentiation; regulation of transcription by RNA polymerase II
Cellular component (GO): nucleus
Molecular function (GO): DNA-binding transcription factor activity, RNA polymerase II-specific; RNA polymerase II cis-regulatory region sequence-specific DNA binding
Source: RefSeq, a predicted model, not a curated record